Molecule: messenger RNA, 294 nt
Organism: Chrysochloris asiatica (Cape golden mole)
Lineage: Eukaryota; Metazoa; Chordata; Mammalia; Afrosoricida; Chrysochloridae
Product: small nuclear ribonucleoprotein F-like
Exons: 2
Coding region: 1-294 (97 amino acids)
Biological process (GO): mRNA splicing, via spliceosome; spliceosomal snRNP assembly
Cellular component (GO): catalytic step 2 spliceosome; U1 snRNP
Molecular function (GO): RNA binding
Source: RefSeq, a predicted model, not a curated record
AUGGCAAGUGAAAAUUCUUCCCAAGGACAGAACCUCAGUUUACCACUCAAUCCCAAACCUUUCCUGAACGGAUUAACAGGAAAGCCAGUGAUUGUGGAAUUUAAGUGGGGAAUGGAGUACAAAGGCUGCCUGGUGUCUGUAGGUGGCUAUCUGAACAUGCAGCUUGUAAAUACAGAAGAAUACAUAGGUGGGGCCUUGUCUGGACAUCUGGGUGAAGUUUUAAUAAGGUUCAAUAAUGUCCUUUAUAUCAGAGGUGUUGAAGGAGAGGAAGAGGAUGGGGAAAUGAGAGAAUAG